UGCUCGCUCAGACACUUCGACUCCCCGAGCAGCCGCAGCGCCACACGGUUCCUGCUCAGAGUUCCUCGUAGGGUUCUGCUCGGUCCGACGGACAGGCUGGAGGGAGGCCUCGGGUCCAGUCUGCUGAGGAAGAUCUCUUCCAGGAGGCGAAACAACAGCCCUCAGCCUCCAGAGGCCAAUGACAUGGGAGGAAGUGGAGACGACGGCGGUCCGGGCCGGCUCAGCCGACGGCUGUCCCGUCUGGGCAGCAGGCAUCAGUCCAGGGAUCCUCCGAGACCUCCGGCCCAGCCGGAGAGACCCGCCGCUCCACCGGUUCCACAAGAUGAAAGGCCUCCUCCACCAGGCCCGGCUCUGCCUCCAGCUCCAGCUCCAGCUCCUCUUCCUCCACCGAUGGAGAUGAAACCCAGACGUCCCGACAAAGCGACGAAGCCGAAGCUUCCUCCUCGGCCGCUGUCCAAAGUGUUCAGCAGCACUGAACACGGAGCGGCUGUGCUGCAGGGAUUUGAUAGUUUCCGGGGAGAUGAGACUCUCUGUGAUGUGGUCUUGGUUCCUGGAGACAGUAAGGACACGUUCCCCGUCCACAGAGUCAUCAUGGCUUCAUCCAGCGACUACUUCAAGGCCAUGUUCACAGGAGGCAUGAGGGAGCAGGAGAUGAGGGAGAUCAAGCUGCAUGGGGUGACUAAGACGGGCCUGAAGAACAUCAUAGACUUCAUUUACACAUCCAAAGUCAGCCUGGACAUGGGGAACCUGCAGGACACCCUGGAGGCUGCAAACUUCCUGCAGGUCAUGCCCGUCCUGAGCUUCUGCAACCAGCUGCUGAGCAGUGAGAUCACGAUCGACAACUGUGUGGAGGUGGAGCGCAUCGCCACCGACCUGCCGCUGGGCGACGUUCAGCUCAAUAUCGGUGAGUUUGUGAGCCAGAACCUGUCUGAGCUGGUGGAGUGUGGUCGCUACCUGCAGCUCUCUGAGACCACCAUGGCCAACGCUCUGGCCAGCAACUCUCUGAAGGGUUUCUCUGAGCUGGAGCUCUACCACAUCGCCAGGGGAUGGCUGGACCACGACCCUCCCAACCGCCGCCCCUCCGUCUACGCCUUGAUGCGCCACAUUCGCUUCCCUCUGAUGAGCCCCAGCGAGCUGAUCCAGAUCUCCCAGGACGACGAGGAAGGAGGCGACUCCAUGAUGCGCUCGGACACGGCCUGCGUGAACCUGCUGCUGGAGGCCAGCAACUACCAGAUGAUGCCGUUCAUGCAGCCGGCGCUGCAGACCGAGAGGACGCAGAUCCGGUCGGACGCCACGCAUAUCCUGGCGCUGGGCGGCGUGAUGCGGCAGCAGCUGGUGGUGAGCCGAGAGCUGAGGCUGUACGAUGAGAAGACCGGCCACUGGAGGGCCCUGAAACCCAUGGAGGCACCUCGCUACCAGCAUGGAGUGGCUCUGCUGGGCGGCUUCCUCUUCAUCGUCGGAGGUCAGAUCACCUACGACACAAAGGGUAAGACGGCCAUCGACAGCGCCUACCGCUACGACCCGCGAUUCGACAGGUGGCUUCAGAUUGCGUCGCUCAACGAGAAGAGAACCUUUUUCCACCUCAGCGCUCUGAAGGGGAAGCUGCUGGCGGUGGGAGGAAGGAACGCAUCGGGAGAGAUCAACACAGUGGAGUGCUACAACCUGAAGAAAAACGAGUGGACGUUUGUGACCAGCAUGGUGGAGCCUCACUACGGACACGCCGGGACGGUUCACGGGGACCUCAUGUACAUCUCAGGCGGCAUCACUCGGGACACCUUCCAGAAGGAGCUGUGGUGCUACGACCCGUCCUCGGACACGUGGACGCGGCGCGCCGACAUGAUGGAGCUGCGCGGCCUCCAUUGCAUGUGCACGGUGGGCGAGCGGCUCUACGUGAUGGGAGGGAACCACUUCAGGGGCAGCAGCGACUACGACGACGUGCUCGGCUGCGAGUUCUACAGCCCCGACGCCGACCAGUGGACGGCGGUGGCGCCGAUGCCCCGGGGGCAGAGCGACGUCGGCGUCACGGUGUUCGACGGCCAGGUGUACGUGGUGGGCGGCUACUCCUGGAACAGCCGCUGCAUGGUGGACAUCGUGCAGCGCUACGACCCCGAGCGCGACGUCUGGGACCGGGUCUUCAACGUCCUGGAGCCGCUGGGGGGGAUCCGGGCCUGCACCAUGACGGUCCACCUGCCGGAGGGUUCGGUGGACGAAGCUCAGAUCCAGGAGUGUCCCUUACCCACCACCAAGAGCUGAGAGCAGCGAGGCGGCGGUGGCGGCGGCGGGGGGUUUCCAGACCAGAACUGUGCAGAACAGAAGGCAAACAGGAAGCUGUGUGGGCUGCAAACACCAGCUUCAUGUGUGGGGAGGCAGCUAGCUAGCAUUAGCAUCCUGCAGUCACACUUCUCUACCCAGCGCUUCGUUUCACGUCCGUCCUGCUGCUGCUCGACUCGUUUGACGCAUUCCAGACGCCUCAAGUUUCACAAAAACAUCAGAACUCUGCAAACCGGCCGCCCGUCGUCAGCUAAAAGCUCAACCAGGCAAACGAGUCGACACCGAUUAAAGCCGGCGUUCACCUGAACGGACCACCUGAUCAAAGAGCCUCUGAGCUUCUAGUCGGGAGGUUUUGGGAUGAAAACAUAAAUUUAUUACUGCUUGUCUUAAUUAAGCGUGAAACCAAGAAGGUCUACAGACCCGAUGAUCCACUUCUGAUGAGCUACUGCUGAGUUUAACCAAAGAAGCUCGACGAUGUUCCUGAACACGAGUCUGGAUGAAUGUCUGAUGUGUUUUCUGCUGUACAGUCGCGCUGCUUUGACAUUAAAUAAAUCCUUUAUUCUGCUC
Messenger RNA from Stegastes partitus (bicolor damselfish), 2838 nucleotides. RefSeq names its product kelch-like protein 9. Gene Ontology annotation, cellular component: Cul3-RING ubiquitin ligase complex. The transcript is spliced from 11 exons. Gene Ontology annotation, molecular function: ubiquitin-protein transferase activity; cullin family protein binding. Gene Ontology annotation, biological process: regulation of cytokinesis; protein ubiquitination. The record is from RefSeq and is a predicted model, not a curated record. The annotation marks the transcript as partial. NCBI's taxonomy places the organism in Eukaryota, Metazoa, Chordata, Actinopteri, Pomacentridae.